UUCAGAUUCAUUUUUACAUUUCUUUUUUACUUUACUGUAAUUUUUUUCUUCAGGUUUUCUUAAUCAAAUCGGUUUGGUACAUUUAAAGUUCCAUUUUCAGGAUUCCUAGUCUUUUGUGGAGGAGACAAGGUAUAGUUCCUUAAUCAGGAUUGCCUUCUAAAUGUAGCAUUGCUUGUAGUCCUCAUUGUUAAAGAUGAUAAACAACCAAUCAAGGGAAUCAACCAAGAUCUUUGACAGUCUAAUUGACCCUGAAAAAGCUGAAGAACUCCAAAGGACCAAAACAGAUAUUGAGACCAACAUCACAAAAAUCUUGCAGCUUAUUAAGAACGAAAACCAAAGCAAAAAAGAUGGGAGUCCUAGACGUUCUAGAAAAGAGGCAGAACUUGUGGGACUAACUGAGGACUUAAACAAGCAAUACCAGUCACUUUAUGCACUGUAUGAUAAUGUUAUUGGGAAAGUAGCUUCUCGCCAAAGAAACAAGAAGGCUUUAAUGGCUUCAUCUGACUCAGAUGAAGAGUACUUUUCCUCAGAGGAAGUAGAUGGUAUUAAGAGAAGGUCGGAUAAAGAACAACACAAUGUAUCUGACACUGUCAUACAGGAACCUGAUAGAGGUGAUAAUAGAGAGGUGAAGGAUCCUAACCAAAAUGUUGGCAAUACAAAUGAAGUUCUUAAGACUGAAGCGUCAGAAUCUGAUAAACAAUUAACUUCACUAAUGGAAGAGAUGAGACGCUUGAGCAAGGAUAAAAAUAACCUAGAAUUUCAAAUUGAAAGCCAAGCAAAUGAAGUUAAACAGCUAAGCAUAAAGAAUACUGAGCUUCACAACCAUGUCACAGAACUCGAAUCGUUGUUGAAAGAGAAAGAAGGCGUGGUGUCUAAUUUGGAGGUGAAACUCAAUAACAGCGAGGAACAGGCACAGUCCAACAUUGAAAGCCAAGCAAAUGAAGUUAAACAGCUAAGCAUAAAGAAUACUGAGCUUCACAACCGUGUCACAGAACUUGAAUCAUUGUUGAAAGAGAAGGAAGGUGUGGUGUCUAAUUUGGAGGUGAAACUCAAUAACAGCGAGGAACAAGCAAAGUCCAACAUUGAAAGCCAAGAAAAUGAAGUUAAACAGCUAAGCAUAAAGAAUACUGAGCUUCACAACCAUGUCACAGAACUUGAAUCGUUGUUGAAAGAGAAACAAGGUGUGGUGUCUAAUUUGGAGGUGAAACUCAAUAACAGCGAGGAACAGGCAAAGUCCAACAUUGUAAAAUUGAUGGCACAAAUCAAUGAGCUUGUACUUGAGACCAAAUCUCUGAGGACACAAAAAGAUGAGAUGGAAGAAAAAAUAAAAUGUGAUGAAAAUGAAGCGUCUACCCAAAGAGAGGACUUGAUGGAGAAGCUUAACGUUAUGCAGCAAAAGUUAGAUUCUAUGGGGAAUCAGAACGAAGAACUAGAAGCUCAGAUGGAAAGAAAAGGGGAAGAAAUAUCACAGUACCUAACUCAGAUAGAAAAUUUGAAGGAGAAUUUAGCUGAAAUGAAAUCAACUGAACAGACUAUGAUAGAAGAGAAAGAGGGUUUUUUUGGGAGGUUAAAAGACAUGGAACUCGAAUUGGAAAAUCAAAGCAACCAGAAAAACGAGCUGGAAGAGCAGUUAAGAGAUACGAGUUAUGAGGUCAAACAUUUGAUGAAUGAAAACAAGGCCUUGCAGGAUAGAAACCAUGAACUGAAAGCAGCAAUGACACAGAGGGGGGAAGAGAUAUCUGAUUAUUUGAGGGAAAAUGAUAGCAAUGAAAAUGGAGCUUCAAUGGAGAUCAUGGCUUUAAAAGCUGAAGUUAAUGACAUGAGACUAGAGUUGGACAAUUUAAAUGAACAGAAAACCAAGUUGGAGCUCCAGAGCGAGCGAAACCAGAAGGAAUAUGCAGAAAGCCUAGCAAAAAUCGAAAAUUUGAACACAAAGUUGGAAACUCAGAUAGCUGAUCAAGAGCAAACUAUAAAGGAUCAGGCAUCAGCCGUUGACCAAGUAAAUGCGGAGCUAAAACAAACGAUAAUGACGUCAAAUAAGUUAAGGUUGAGUCAGCGAUCAGCGGAAAGGAAAGUGGAAGAAUUGGCAGAAAAGUUGAGGAAGAAAAUGGAGGACAAUAUCCGCUUGUUGCACCAGAGGAUUCAUGUGGCAGAACAGCUGAACAAUGAAAACAAAAACAGUUGCAAGUUAAUAAAGUUAAGGUAUGAGCAAGAGAACAAUAUUCUUGGACAAAAAGUUGCUAUUUAUGAAGAGGAAUUAAGGAGGCUUAAAGAGGGUCCUAGUGAAGUAAAAACCUCACCAAGUGUUGAUCUAAAUGGGUUUGAAUUUGAGGCUGCUCUAAACGGAUUAGAUGAAGCCGCAGCAAAAGUUGAGGAACACAGAGAGUGUAUCAUGAGCAACGUGUCUAAAAUGCUGUGUGAGGUUCAGUUCGCUAAGGAUUGGAUAAAGAAAAUGAAUGGAGAAAUGAAACAACUGAAAGACAAUGUGGAUUAUCUUAGGACGUUACUGAGUGAAAAAGAAGAGCAAGAAUUGUUGUUGAGAGAUAAGGUGUGGAACUUAGAAGCCACAGUGAGCAAAGAAGGAGGAGAGAAGCUGAACUUGACAAAAGCAGUGAACAAGCUUGAAAAGAAAGUGGGGAAAUUGGAAAAGAAUUUGAAAGAGAAGGAUGAGGAUUUGGAUAGCCUUGGAGAAAAAAAGAGGGAAGCAAUAAGACAGCUUUGUUUGGUUGUUGAGUUUCAUCGUGACCGUUGUAACUAUCUAAUGAAUUUGGUCACAAGUAUGAGACUCAAUAAGAAGACAUGAGCUUUGGGGGGUAAAAAGGAGAGGUGAAAAUUUUCUUUCUGUUUUUUGUACAUGAAGUUAGUGGACACCAAUGGUCCACAGUUUUGUAAAAUGAAAAAAUAUUUCAUUCUAUUAUUAUUUUUCUUCACUUUACCACUCUCA
This is a messenger RNA of Cicer arietinum (chickpea), 2944 nucleotides long. RefSeq lists its product as uncharacterized. The record is from RefSeq and is a predicted model, not a curated record. Gene Ontology annotation, molecular function: actin binding; microtubule binding; structural constituent of cytoskeleton. Lineage: Eukaryota; Viridiplantae; Streptophyta; Magnoliopsida; Fabales; Fabaceae. Gene Ontology annotation, cellular component: cytoskeleton.